AUGGCCAGCCAUGUAAAGAAGAGGAGAACACCUUCUCCACCACUCACCAGAUUUACACCUGUCCACAUCAUUGCCCCUGAAAAGCCCUACAGACAGUGGCAAACCAGAGGCCGCAGCCCUCCUCAAGUUAAAACAUCGCUACCCAGUGCUAAUUUAAAGAAAGUGGUGACAAAUACGGAAAUCCCCCAUCAUGACCUUGUUAAUAAUAGCCAAGAAGACUGGUUUAGGAAGAGGAGGCCACAAGAGAUGGAAAGGGGACUGCAGCUGCAGGAGAGUGCAACAGAUCAGGAGCAGCAGGAUUGUGAGAUGUAUAGAGAGAGAAAGAGGGAGGAGCAAAUCCCAGAAAAGGGGGAAAAGGGGGAGGGGUGGCAUGGAGAUGGCAGUUACAGAGAGGAACAGGUUGAGCUGUCAUUCAAUGCCAAGAAUAGAAAAGGCCCUGUGUGUCGCAGCACUGCUCUCACAGGCAGAGAUACUCGUCCAGGUCUGCCAACAGUGCAUUCCUGCUCAGAGAGCCAGCUCACCAGACAGCCAAAGCAACAACAGACCGUGCACAGGCUUUCUUCUCAACCUGACACUAGGAGUGGAAGACUUGGAAGACGGCUUCAGCCCCCUGUAACUCAGCACAAGACUACUUCUUCUGGACGUGUUGCCACAAAUAAGCCUGGGAGGAGUUCGAGCUCCAGCAUGGGAAGUGAGCUCGAUGAGGCAGACCAUGAAGUUAAGUGGUUUACAGACGUGGCAUUCAGCAGCCUCUCAAGCCCUGAUGUAGACUAUCUGGACAUGUACAACUCAAGCCAUCGCUCUUCUACCAAUGUUUCUCAACCAUCUACCCAGGAAAGUCCAGCUGGGGUCAGUACACCUUGGUUGUCUUAUGCUGACUUUAGAGGCUCAGCCCAAAUGUUGGACAAUGAUGAAUUUGCGCUACAACAACCAUCUGCCUACUCCUCAGAUGGGCUGGAUCCUUCCAGGUGCUAUGAGUUGGGAAGCUUUGAGUGUGUUGAUGUGGCUGUGGAAAAAGAGGACUCUAGGAAGGUCAGAAGAGGAGUACCUAAAAGACAGAUUCAGCUAAAAAGGAGAGACACCACUGAAUCAAAAGAUGAAAGCAGUGAGACCAGCAGUCCUGGCAUCCCACUGAUGGAUAAUUUUUCUCAAGACACUCAUCAGAGAGAGACUUUAUUAAGACAGCACUCUACACCAGCAUCCUCACUGGAUCCAGAGCCUUAUGAAGAGAGUUCACCUCCUGACAAACACCAAAAUGUCACAAAAUCUAAACUUCAAAAAUCUUCUUCAUUUGAUGAGUCAUGUUCUAAGACUAAAAUUGCCACUUGUCUCAUUAAGAGUGUAUUGACUAAAAAGAUGCAGAGUGAUGAGCUAACUGGAGAAGAAGAGCCUUGUGAGUUGGAUGAAAGUGUCUCAACUACAAAAGCUGAGUCCUCAAAGUCUCCCAAACCUGACAUGCAUCUGUUGAGUUCGAGUCUUCAGUCAAACUCUAGCAUGUUAUCUGACACCUCUGGAGGGAGAAGUGACAUCAAUACUAAAGAUGAGGUUGGGAGACAGAAAAACUUAAAAGGAAAAUCAAGUCAUAGACCAAGUUCAACUAAUAGUAACAGAAGUGUAACAUUUUCAAUAGCUGACAGUGAAGAGGCUGAAGCUGAGACCAGAUCAGCAAUACUACAAUCAGAACUCAAAGAGACACCCUGUGAAGCAGUUUCUGAUAACAUUCACAUGUGGAAGGAAACAGAGCACGAUGACUCAACAAGUAGCACUGCUGGGAACUCAGGUCCUACCACUGAAACCUGUGCCUCGUCUACUGGACAUGCCACGAUGACAAAUAGAGAGCAGGAAUGUGAAAAUACACAGUCUCAUAGACAAGCGCAGCAGGGUGUCCAACCCUCAUACAAGCCAAAAAGCCCAAAUAACUUUUCCAUAUCAUCAUUGGAAAAGAAGAAAGCCUCCCUCAAUGUCUCCAUUACACCUGAAAAUGAAAACAAAUCUUUCAUUUCAGAUGAGAAAGUGGAAACCUGUGUUAAUGAUAAAAUAGAAGACGACCAAAUGGAUGACAAAGUGAAAGGGCCUAUACACAGAGUUCGAGAUGUGAGGCGACUUGUGAAAAAUACGUACAAUCUCUCUUUCAAAGCAACCAGUGCGACUGCUUCAGAUGACACAGAUUUUACCAAGGAACAAACCUCAAAGGAAAACAGUGGGGAGGUCACCCAACAGGAGAGUAUGGGGUCGCAAGAGGUGUGGCAGAAAGAAACAACAGAGUUAAAUGAGGAAACUAAAGAAAGUAAUAGCAUUAAAACAAAAGAUGAAACGAAUAUUCAGCACAAAGAACAGACACCUCAUUCACAACCAAUGCAAAUAGAAUACAAGGCUGUUUGCUGGAAAGAAGAUAAAAGUAAAACUCCAACAGACAUGAAGACGGUAACUGAUACACAGCCUAUUACUGAGACACCAUUACACAAUGUAAAUGAGACAAAAAAUGAAGAUGGUACAAGUUUUGAUGUUCAGAGUAAGGAUAAAGUAAGUACAGUUGUUGAAAAACAACACAUAUUGACACACCAGUAUGCAGACAGGCCAAUGCUGGGCGGUAUCCCCAAAAUGCCAAGUAAAGAAAGAGAAGUGUCAACUGCUAUUGUAUUAAUACGGGACAACAGCAGAACUAAGCGGGCUGCUUCUCCAACUCAUGAGGAGUUUCCAAGAACUGUCCCAGCUUCAUCACCUGGGCUUUCGAGUACUCCUGGUGGCAGUGGACACUCAGUUUCAAUGUUACUGAAAGAGAAAGGUUAUCAGGCUGAUAUUGGAGCAGUUGUGGGAGAGGGUCAAAAUGCAGGUGGCAGUAAAAGUGCCCCAUCUAAACAUGUGAACUGCUUAGAGAUUCCUCUUCAGACUUCAGGAGAGACUCACAGAGAAAGAACAUUCUCCUCUUCAUCUGCUACAUCUGGAUCUACAGCAAUGCCAAGCAACACUGAAACUAAAACAGUAGAAGCAGAGAGUACCUCUGCUAAACUGGAUUCAACUAAUAAAGUACACCAUUUGCCACCAAAAUCUGCUACAGAGCCACCACCUGCAAACAAACAAGGAGCACAAGGAGACUUUGAGACUUUAAAAAGAUCAGAUCCAACAUUUCCUCCAAGAUCUCCUGCAGUACGGAGAUUCAAACCUCAGCCGAUAGAAGUUAAGUCAAUGUCCAAAGAAACAAAUAAACAAGAUACAACUACAAGUAUCUCAGGAAAUAGUAGACAUCAAGCCAUCGAAGUUAAAUCAGUAGCUAAAAAUUCUCAAAAGCCAAUUGUUCCACCCAAACCAAGCUGCAAGUUUAAACCUCUAGAUUUAGGAGCAAUGCCAAAUGAGACACAGAGACUGCCCCCUGUAUCUUCAAAACCUCACACAGAAGAUAGAUCACAAACAAUUGUUGUGUCUUCACCAACAAUUUAUAGGAAGAUUCCCAAUGACUCCACUUCAAAUUAUACAAGAAAGGUCGCUGUGUCUUCAGUGUCAAGCCUUAAACCUCCACCAAACAAACCAACGGCUUCCUCUAAUGUCUCAGCCCAGCCCCCAUCAUCAGAGAAGGACACAGAGGCAGACAGACAGCAGCGACCAGGGCCUCACUCACAGAACUCCAGAUACAUACAAAGGCAUCCCACUUUACCUCCAGCUCCUGGAACAGUUAGUGGUCCUACCAUUUCCUCAUCUACACUUUCUGAUGCAACAGGACACCAACCCCAAGUACCUGCCCAGACAGGGGCCAUCCAGAACAGCCAAACAGCUGCUAUGGAUUCAAACAACCAACAGCCACAUCUUAGGAUGCCAUAUCCUCAUGAACCAGCAACAAUGGACACUUCAGAUAAUGUACAACCUGCUCCUAUUUCCACAGGCCCUGGAUAUAUCCGCCAGACUUAUCACAGAUCACUUUCAAAUGAAUGCUCCCAAAAAACAAACAACCUGCACUUUUAUGCCUCUGAUGACCCGCCAAGCUAUGAUGACAGAGAAAGCUUCAGUCCUCUCAGGUUGCCAGAUUUGCCUCCAAGAUCAAGCCGUUAUCAACCCUCAUCUCGCCAUCCUCCAUGCUCCUGCACAACUGGCUGCCCCUCACACCCAAGUCUGCCUCAUCCUCACAACAGCCCGCACAAUCUUACCCCACCUGCCCCAACACACUCUCCAGGACAUUACCCAGUCACCCAGCCUGCCCUCCGGCCUCACCACUGUAGAUCUGACCCUCAACCAGUGACAUACCAGCCCACCUCUCCCAAAGCUAGCCCCCUUGGUCCUGGCCCACCACAAGGACUAUACCCGCCUCUGCACCAGCCUCCUGCAUGUCCUCCUCACCCAUCACUUAUGCAUGCUUACUCUGCUGAGCGGCCCCUGCCACCAGCCCAACAUAUUGAUCCCCGUAGACCUCCAGUGCACCGCUCCCCUCAGCAGCCUGCAGCAGUGAUGGCAGGGGCUCCGUACCCAGAUCCUAGCCACAGCCACUCUCCAGGUCUCCCUCACAUGGACCCACACUAUCUGUGUGCACCUCAGACUCUAGGGCCUUCAUAUGGCUCAGAGUAUGGAGGUGACAGCUCCAGUUUAUACUCUGAGAGCAACUAUGGACAAACGCCUCGACGUGUGCUAAUGGAUCCAGAAACAGGGAAGUAUUUUUACAUCGAGGUCCCUGUUCAGCCCCUGAGGAAGAUGCUGUUUGACCCCGAGACGGGUCAGUAUGUGGAAGUACUCAUCCCUCAGCAGGCCAUGUCCCACUCAGGCUUGUACCCCCCCUCAGCACCUAAUUAUCCCCCUCUUCACAACACCAACAUGUAUGCGGCAGCUCCACAGUACAUGCCCUACACAGCCCCUCCAGCCCAGCCUCAGCCACCCCGUUACCCCGAGUCUUCUGCUGUAGCCCCCAUGCACCCACAUGGGCCUGGGGUGGGCUAUAGGAAUCCUCCUGGUCAGGGACCCAAAUCUGAGACCCAGGGCCAUCCACCAGUGGAUCCCAACUACCUGGAGGGCAUGUACUAUGUGCCCACAGGAAUGAAUGCAAGCCCCAAUCCCACCCCUCCCGACUACUAUCACAAACACCCUUCUAACCUUCCCCCUAGUGGGGGGAAACGCUCUUGAAAUAGAGGCCGCCCUUCUGGAGCCUCCAGAGUUUAAAAUACACAGGAUAUAGAGGGGGACUGUCUAAUGUUAGCUUGCUGUUAUUUGAGUUUUCUUAUUCCUAUUGAGGACACCAAUCUUUGGAUUUUCAUUUGGUACUGCUUUUUUGAUAUGCUGCUUGGAGAAAUCCUGUGUUGAUGGUUAAAAAUGUAACACGAUUUUCUAUGAAGCAUCCUCAAAUAAUACAAGACUUUUUCACAACUAUUAUAAUUUGUGGUAC
Boleophthalmus pectinirostris (great blue-spotted mudskipper) is the source of this 5362-nucleotide messenger RNA. RefSeq lists its product as uncharacterized. Bases 1 to 5103 code for a protein of 1700 amino acids. Lineage: Eukaryota; Metazoa; Chordata; Actinopteri; Gobiiformes; Gobiidae. The record is from RefSeq and is a predicted model, not a curated record. The transcript has a single exon. Gene Ontology annotation, cellular component: nucleoplasm.